GGCGGGUUCCACCUCCUCCCCCGCGCUCCCCGAAAGCCGCACACCAAGGGUCACGCUGGCGAAGGGCCGCUCGUGCGUGUAACCGACCCGCUGGCAGCCUCUUCGGCUGGGGGCCAACCAACCGCCAAAGAGGGUCCAGAGCCCUAUUGGCCCCUCCCUAAAACGAUCGGCCAGCUCCGCACAGAAAACUUGGAGAAUUAGGAAGAGAAGGGGGAGGAGGGAGAAGAUGAGGGGGAGGAGGGAGAUGGAGGAAAGAGGAGGGAGGAUAAUGAGCAGGAUGAGCCCGAUAAAGGGAACAACCACAAACAAAACGAUGGCGGGGCGCGCCGGGAACCCUACAGCGGCUCUCGCUGUGCGCCUACCGCCAACAAGCACACUCGAGCGCCGCCAGCGCCCCCUCCGCGCACCACCGCUCCUGUGCGGUCGGACAGUCUGCUGGCACCAUGGUGGCCCCAACGGAGGCAGGAGUAAGGAAGGGGAGGUAGACGGGGUGGAGGACGAGGAGAGGGCGGAAGAGCUGGAGGAGGAAGAGGAGGACCAGAGCAAACCGAAGAUGCAUGCUGCAUAAGCGAUGCUGCAGUAGACCCUGACGUCAGUCC
Messenger RNA from Prorocentrum cordatum, 599 nucleotides. NCBI's taxonomy places the organism in Eukaryota, Dinophyceae, Prorocentrales, Prorocentraceae. The record is from the annotation of a GenBank genome assembly.